ACAGUACAAAUUGUGUUACACAAUCACUCUCACUGACUAAGGAUACCUUGCACAUAGAAACUGCGGGUGCCUAUGCGUACAACCGGACUGUAAGGUUUGAUCCACUCACACCGGGAAGGACACAUUCUUUUUGUAGAAUGGAUGUUACCCGGUCACGUCACGUACUGGCCUUGACCUGCUUGGCUGGUUUGAUCACACUGUCACCGGGCCAAGUUUCUAUGACGGGGAAAGAGCGCCAUCCAGUGGAGUCUGAGGAUACAGGGUUCCCCUCUGCAAAGUACCAUGACUACAUCAUAGUGGGCGCAGGUCCCUCCGGGCUACAGUUCGGGUACUUUCUCCAGCGGUCUGGGCGAGACUACGUCAUCCUAGAGAAGGGGGACUCCGCCGGUACCUUCUACAAAACGUACCCCCGUCAUAGGAAGCUGAUCAGUAUUAACAAACGAUACACAGGCAAAACGAACAAGGAGUACAACUUGCGUCAUGAUUGGAACAGCCUACUCAGUGAUGACGAGACUCUGCGCAUGACACGGUACUCGGAAGAAUUCUUUCCCAGUGCCGACAUCUACGUGCAGUACCUGAACGACUUUGCAAGAAAACUGCAACUUCAGAUACAGUACGGAGUCAACGUUCAAAGAAUCUGGAAGACUGGCAAAGACGAAGAAAACUUCUACAUGCGAGAUCAAAAUGGCAAUAUCUUCACUUGCAGGUACCUGGUAGUGGCGACGGGGAUUUGGGUUCCGAAUGAACCAGACUUUGUGGGGAAGGAACACGUCAUCGGUUACGAGAACAUGUCCUUAGACCUGGACCGGUACAGGGGAAAGACCGUCCUUAUUCUGGGGAAAGGCAACUCGGCUUUCGAAACAGCCGACUACAUCCAGCCCGUGACUAACUACAUCCACCUGUUCUCACGUUCGCGUGUGAAGCUUGCGUGGGAGACACACUAUGUAGGAGACCUCAGAGCUGUCAACAACGGAUUGAUCGACACGUACCAGCUGAAGGCUCUGGACGGCGUCCUGUACACAGACAUCAACAACAUGCAGGUCACCAAACAUGGCGACCAGUUCAACAUCAAGCUGUUGAACGACACAGAACACAGGGGCCUGCACGAUAACUUCGCAGCCAGGGCGCCGUAUGACGUCAUCAUCCGGGCACUUGGCUUCCAUUUUGACGACAGCAUUUUUGACACGAAUAUCAUGCCUAACCUGGGCAAGGGUGAGAAGAAGAAGUAUCCUGCUAUCAAACCUAACUACGAGUCCGUUAACGUGAAGGGGCUGUUUUUUGCCGGCACCAACACUCAUUCCCUGGACUUCCGCAAGUCCGCUGGUGGAUUCAUUCACGGGUUCAGAUACACGAUGCUGCCUACUACCCAAGUUAUGAACACGCUUCUGAAGAGAAUGAACGAAGCCUCUGGACUGUACCAAAUGUACAGCGUUCUGGGGGACAUUAUCAUUAUCAACGACGCGUCUGGCUCUGUGUACUUGGAAGAGGUUCCUGUUCAACUUCUACCACAACUAGAGAAAGUCACUGGACAUUCUGCUCCCAACAAGGUCAUUGUCAUGGCAAUGGAAUUCGGUAAAAACUUUUCAGGCCCUGGUACGGACCCACUACGACACGGAACUGCAACGGCAGUACCUAAAGACGCGCACAAGGCAGGGUUCCUCCACCCUGUACUGUACUACUAUUCUCACUUACCCUCAGCUGACGACAUGCUCCACCGCCCCCCGGGAUGGAUCCUACCCCGCCCCACCAGCCUCCACCACGUCAUAGAAGACUUCCUGUUCGACUUCAGCUCCCCAGUGAGUCACGUCCUGCAUCUCAGGCGGUUCCUAGACGGCGUGUUCGGCUUGGACACAAGGAACUACUUCGCCGAGUCGUGUUUCCAGAUGGCGAUGACUCACAGAAGUGUUCCCAAGACCUGCCAGGAACAGUACCUACGCGGUGAAGGGUUAGCACACAUUAGGACGUAGACCAGUUCUCAAUCAAAUGUGCGAAAUGCUGUCGCCACUCUUUACGAGUAGACAUGAGCCAAAUCACGGACCUCAUCAUUGCCUUCUUCACUUUGCCACUACACUUACUAUGUUUCACGAAAAAUGUACCACAACACUACGGUAACGUUGGUCGAUGACUUGGAAGAAAUUAUAGCGGCUGGUUUGGAGAGAUGUACACUGUUACAAGAAGUACAAGUAAGCUAGAUGCCAACACCCCUCCACACCGAAUGUAAUAGUCUAGUCAUGACUAUUGAAUAGUGUGUGUGCCCUGAAGUACGCGAGAUCAAGUAAUAAGAACGUCUUCACCAUCCGACAUGGGGCUGAGCACACGACUUCCUGUAAACUACUAACACUAUGGAAUACAGCUCUAAAAUGCACUGGAUCCGUCUCUGUCUUAU
Branchiostoma belcheri (Belcher's lancelet) is the source of this 2386-nucleotide messenger RNA. RefSeq names its product FAD-dependent oxidoreductase domain-containing protein 2-like. The record is from RefSeq and is a predicted model, not a curated record. Bases 138 to 1967 code for a protein of 609 amino acids. The transcript is spliced from 14 exons. Gene Ontology annotation, molecular function: flavin adenine dinucleotide binding; monooxygenase activity. Lineage: Eukaryota; Metazoa; Chordata; Leptocardii; Amphioxiformes; Branchiostomatidae.